This is a messenger RNA of Synchiropus splendidus (mandarinfish), 4055 nucleotides long. RefSeq names its product COPI coat complex subunit alpha (gene copa). Gene Ontology annotation, molecular function: structural molecule activity; protein binding. NCBI's taxonomy places the organism in Eukaryota, Metazoa, Chordata, Actinopteri, Syngnathiformes, Callionymidae. Gene Ontology annotation, biological process: intra-Golgi vesicle-mediated transport; endoplasmic reticulum to Golgi vesicle-mediated transport; intracellular protein transport. Gene Ontology annotation, cellular component: COPI vesicle coat. Bases 164 to 3832 code for a protein of 1222 amino acids. The record is from RefSeq and is a predicted model, not a curated record. The transcript is spliced from 30 exons.
UUAUUGUUCAAAACCGGAAGACAAAACUGGAUACGUGUCAGGAAGCGGAGCUCGAGCCGAAGGCCACUGGACUCUGCUUCCUUGCAGCCUUUAACAUUUUUAUAUCUCUGCGUCUGCUGGGAUAUAACUUGCAAAAGGGGUAGACAAGUCCUCGCUGGUGAUCAUGUUGACCAAAUUUGAGACCAAGUCGGCGCGCGUUAAAGGCCUGAGUUUCCAUCCUAAAAGGCCAUGGGUUCUUGCCAGUUUGCACAACGGAGUGAUCCAGCUGUGGGAUUAUCGAAUGUGCACAUUGAUAGACAAGUUUGAUGAGCAUGACGGCCCUGUCAGAGGCAUUGAUUUUCAUAAACAGCAGCCGCUCUUUGUGUCUGGAGGAGAUGACUACAAAAUAAAGGUGUGGAACUACAAACUGAGGCGUUGCCUCUUCACACUCCUUGGUCACCUGGAUUAUAUCAGAACCACCUUCUUUCAUCAUGAGUACCCAUGGAUCCUGAGUGCCUCAGAUGACCAGACUAUUCGUAUUUGGAACUGGCAAUCCAGGACUUGUGUCUGCGUUCUGACCGGCCACAAUCACUACGUCAUGUGUGCUCAGUUCCACCCCUCGGAGGAUCUAGUGGUGUCUGCCAGUCUGGAUCAAACUGUGCGGGUGUGGGAUAUCUCUGGUCUGAGGAAGAAGAACUUGUCUCCUGGUGCCGUCGAGACAGAGGUUCGAGGAAUCUCUGGUGUCGACUUGUUUGGGGCCUCAGAUGCUGUGGUCAAACACGUGCUGGAGGGUCAUGACCGUGGGGUCAACUGGGCAUCAUUCCAUCCCAGCAUGCCCCUCAUAGUGUCUGGCGCUGACGACAGGCAGGUCAAGAUCUGGAGGAUGAACGAGUCCAAGGCAUGGGAGCUGGACACGUGCCGUGGCCACUACAACAACGUGUCCUGCGCUGUUUUCCACCCGCGCCAGGAGCUCAUCCUGUCCAACUCCGAGGACAAGAGCAUUCGGGUUUGGGACAUGUCCAAGAGGACCGGAGUGCAGACCUUCCGUCGAGAUCACGACCGGUUCUGGGUCCUCGGGGCUCACCCCAACCUUAACCUGUUUGCUGCUGGUCAUGACAGUGGCAUGAUCGUAUUCAAGCUGGAGCGUGAGCGGCCAGCGUAUGCUGUUCAUGGCAACAUGCUCUACUACGUAAAGGACCGCUUCCUCCGUCAACUGGACUUCAACAGCAGCAAGGACACAGCUGUCAUGCAGCUCCGCAGUGGCUCCAAAUUUCCAGUGUUCAGUAUGUCGUACAACCCAGCUGAAAACUCUGUACUGCUCUGCACGAGGGCGACCAACCUGGAGAACAGCACCUAUGACCUCUAUUCCAUCCCCAAAGAGAGUGACUCCCAGAACCCUGAUGCACCAGAAGGGAAACGUUCCUCUGGUCUGACUGCAGUCUGGGUGGCCAGGAACAGAUUUGCUGUCUUGGAUCGAAUGCACUCGCUGUUGAUCAAGAAUCUGAAGAACGAAAUCGUCAAGAAGGUUCAGGUGCCGAGCUGUGAGGAGAUCUUCUACGCCGGCACUGGCUCACUGCUGCUCCGAGACGCAGACGGGGUCACGCUGUUCGAUGUGCAGCAGAAGCGCUCGCUGGCCACUGUCAAGAUCGCCAAGGUCAAGUACGUGGUGUGGAGCGCAGACACCAGCCACGUGGCACUACUGGCCAAGCACGCCAUCAUGAUUUGCAACCGUAAGCUGGAGAGUCUGUGCAACAUCCACGAGAACAUCCGGGUGAAGAGCGGAGCGUGGGACGAGAGUGGCGUCUUCAUCUACACCACGUCCAACCACAUCAAAUACGCCCUCACCUCUGGGGAUCAUGGCAUCAUCCGGACCCUGGAUCUGCCCAUCUAUGUGACCCGUGUCAGAGGGAACAGCGUCUACUGCCUGGACCGGGAGUGCAGACCACGUGUCCUCACUAUCGACCCGACAGAGUACCGCUUCAAACUUGCCCUGGUCAACCGCAAAUACGAUGAGGUGCUCCACAUGGUGCGUAACGCCAAGCUUGUGGGUCAGUCCAUCAUCGCCUACCUGCAGAAAAAGGGUUACCCAGAGGUGGCGCUGCACUUUGUUAAAGAUGAGAAAACCCGCUUCAGUCUGGCUCUGGAGUGCGGCAACAUUGAGGUGGCGCUGGAGGCAGCCAAGGCUCUGGACGAGCGUAGCUGCUGGGAGCGUCUGGGCGAGGCAGCGCUGCUGCAGGGUCAUCACCAGGUGGUGGAGAUGUGCUACCAGAGGACAAAGAACUUUGACAAGCUCACCUUCCUCUACCUCAUCACCGGAAACCUGGCAAAGCUGCGCAAGAUGAUGAAGAUCGCUGAGAUCAGGAAGGACAUGAGCGGGCACUACCAGGCCGCCCUGUACCUGGGAGAUGUCAGCGAGAGGGUUCGCAUCCUGAAGAACUGUGGCCAGAAGUCCCUGGCGUACCUCACUGCUGCCACUCAUGGACUGGAUGAGGAAGCUGAGGCUCUGAAGGAGACCUUUGAUCCUGAAAAGGAAACGCUCCCAGAGAUUGAUCCAAAUGCACAGCUGCUGCAGCCGCCGCCUCCCAUCAACCCCCUGGACACCAACUGGCCUCUCCUCACAGUGUCCAAGGGCUUCUUCGAGGGUGCCAUCGCUGCCAAGGGUAAAGCCGGUCAGAUGGCUGCUGACCUGGACAUGGAUGCUUCUGGAGGAGAAGGAUGGGGUGAUGAUGCCGAGCUAGUGCUUGAUGAAGACGGCUUCAUGGAUGCUCAGGAAGGUUUGGGAGAUGAUGGACUCGGCAAAGAGGAAGGUGGUGGUUGGGAGGUGGAGGAGGACCUGGACCUUCCUCCUGAGCUGGACUUGCCAUCUGGUGCAGGAGCAGGUGGGGACGAGGGCUUCUUUGUCCCACCCACCAAGGGCAUCAGUCCCACCCAGAUGUGGUGCAACAACUCUCAGCUGCCGGUGGAUCACAUGCUGGCUGGCUCCUUUGAAACUGCUAUGAGACUGCUCCACGACCAAGUCGGAGUGGUCAACUUUGGACCCUACAAGUCUCUGUUCAUGCAGACUCUGUCCAGAGGCCGGACCUGCUACCUGGGCCUGCCCUCGCUGCCGUGCCUGAGGGGGAACCCCCAGAGGAACUGGAAGGACUGCGGGGCAAAGCAGGGUCUGCCCGCUGUAGGACUUCGCCUGGCCGACCUUAUUGCCCGCCUUCAGCAGUGCUACCAGCUGACCACUGCAGGGCGCUUUGAGGAGGCUGUGGAGCGCUUCAGAGCCAUCCUGCUGUCAGUGCCACUGCUGGUGGUUGAUAACAAGCAGGAGAUUGCUGAGGCUCAGCAGCUGAUAACAAUCUGCAAAGAGUACAUCGUAGGUCUGACCAUGGAGACUGAGAGGAAGAAGCUUCCUAAAGACACUCUGGAUCAGCAGAAGAGGCUGUGUGAGAUGGCCGCCUACUUCACCCACUGUAACCUGCAGCCGGUCCACAUGGUGCUGGUUCUGCGAACGGCUCUCAACCUCUUCUUCAAACUGCGCAACUUCAAGACAGCGGCAGGGUUUGCUCGCCGCCUGCUGGAGCUGGGGCCCAAACCUGACGUUGCUCAGCAGACCCGCAAGAUCCUGGCAGCAUGUGAGAAGACUUUGACCGAUGGACACCAGCUGAACUACGACCCUCACAAUCCAUUUGACCUGUGCGCCGCCUCCUUCAUCCCCCUGUACCGCGGACGUCCUGUCGAGAAGUGUCCUCUGUCUGGAGCCUGUUACUGUCCCACGUACAAAGGCCAGAUCUGCAGGGUGACUCAGGUGACAGAGAUCGGCAAGGACGUGAUCGGCCUGCGCGUGAGUCCACUUCAGUUCCGCUGAGCGUGAAGACGGAAAGAAGAAUCUGUUCAACAAGUCCACAAUAUAGAUUUAACUAUGUGAGAAUGUAUGCCUUCACAGUGAUAAGAGUUUUAAUUCCUUCUGCUCCUCUGUGCUCUUCUCUGCAUUGGCUUUAUCUUAACAACUGCUGCACAAUUCUGCUUCUGUCUUGAGAUAAAACAAUCCCAACUUCUAUGUAUGAAAGAAAUAAAACAAUGCCACAAGA